Molecule: messenger RNA, 1768 nt
Organism: Lates calcarifer (barramundi perch)
Lineage: Eukaryota; Metazoa; Chordata; Actinopteri; Centropomidae
Product: ankyrin repeat domain-containing protein 34B
Exons: 4
Coding region: 69-1535 (488 amino acids)
Molecular function (GO): protein binding
Source: RefSeq, a predicted model, not a curated record
UAUAAUAUUAUAACAUAAUGAAUGUUAUGAAAAUAUAGUAUGACUUUCUUUCACCCUCUCUCCAGGCCAUGGGGGACCCCCUGUCAGACUGCAGCCCCUUAAUCAGUGCAGCGGCCUUGGGUAAGCUCCGUCUGGUCCGCCUGCUGGUGGAAGGCGGGGCUCAGGUCAAUGGGCGCAACCCCAGAGGAGAGACGGCUUUGCUGGCCGCCUGUAAAGCCCUGAGAGGGGAGCCCGCUGGGCCCGACACGGUGAAACUCCUCACAUACCUGCUCCAGAACAAGGCAGAUCCAAACGCACAGGACCGUUCUGGCCGUACUCCUCUAAUGUACGCCUGUAUGGAGCGAGCAGGAGCUCAGGUGGCAUCCACCCUGCUGUCCGCAGGAGCCGACCCCAGCUUGGAGGACUACUCCGGAGCCUCAGCUUUGGUGUACGCCAUCAAUGCACAGCACCAGCCGACGCUGGAGGUGUUGAUGGAUGCCUGUCGGGCCAGGGGUCGUGACAUCAUCAUCAUCGCUACAGAGAUGGGUGUGACUGGAGGCCCGGUGACCAGACGUUAUCUGAAUGUCCCUCCAUCCCCUGACACCUCGCCGGUGUCCUGCAUGUCCCCGUCCGACAUCGUUAUCAAGACGGGCUCACCCAACUCACCUGAGGGAGAAAACAUCUUCAACUUCAGAGGAACCAGUGAACAUCCCUCCUGUGAGCUGAGUCCACUGAGCCAGUGUAGCACUCCACCUCCCAGACAGAGGAUGUUAUCUGAACCAUGGCUGGCCAUUCACAACCUGGCCUGUCUGAACAGAGCUUACGAGGAGGGCACAAGGGAGAGGAACCUGCAGGAGGAGGGAGAGCGAGGGGAUUUAAGGAGGGAGGGAGGAGGGAGUGAGGAUGAGGAUGAGGAUGAGGAGUCACAUUGGAAGAGAGACAGGACAGAAGAGAGGAGGGAGAGCAUAGUUCACAGGAGGGAUAACAGACACGGAGGAGAGAAUUACAACAGCUGCCAUGAGGAUUUCCUUCCAAGGGUGUCUCAGUCAAUCCUCUCCCUCACAGAGGGGAGAUCGUCUCAGGCAACCUCGAGCACGCUGGUCCUCAAGACGUGUCUGACACCUGGAGGGUCAACGUCGGACAAGAUGGCCCAAAAGAGCUCUGUCGAUAAGCUUCCUGCCUGCCCGUCCCCUCACUCCCAGCUCCGCAGGAACACCCUCCCCUCUGUCACGGUGGUCCCGCCUCUGCUUCACCUCCCUCCCUUAGCCAACCAAUCAGAAUCUCACCUGCAGGUACCAGCCCAGGCCUUGCUCUCCAAAAGCAGGAGCAUGGUGUUCCUACCUCAUCCGCCCAGCUCCUCUCCACCCUCCUCUUCAUCCAGAGCAUCUGCGAGACCGGCGCUGCUCCCUCAGCUCCCCCUCGCCUUCUCCCUCACCUCCCUGGUCGCUCCUCCUGCCUCCUGCUGCAGCGAGAGGAGCAGGAGGUCGCUGCGUCGCCACUCAGUGCAGCUUGAACCGAUCAGAGGAGGAGAGCAGAUGAAGCACCUGGGCCUUUGAGGCUGUUUCUGUUGGAAGCAACGUCUUCCCUCUGUAAUAAAAUUCUUUGACAUGAGAAAGGAUAAAGUUUGACCUCAAACUAAACAGCAGCCGGAAUACAAAGACAAAAAAAAUAUACAGUUUAACAAAGGCUCAUGAAUCUGUGUAAACCCUACAAAGGCUUGUUUUGUAGCAGAAGUGCAUACAAAGCAAAGUAAAACUUUAAAAAGAAAAACAAUUAAAAUAAAAAAAGA